This is a messenger RNA of Chinchilla lanigera (long-tailed chinchilla), 1840 nucleotides long. RefSeq names its product chromosome unknown open reading frame, human C9orf114 (gene Spout1). Gene Ontology annotation, biological process: miRNA processing; maintenance of centrosome location. Gene Ontology annotation, cellular component: kinetochore; spindle pole centrosome; mitotic spindle. The record is from RefSeq and is a predicted model, not a curated record. The coding region runs from base 33 to 1175 and encodes 380 amino acids. Gene Ontology annotation, molecular function: miRNA binding. The transcript is spliced from 12 exons. Lineage: Eukaryota; Metazoa; Chordata; Mammalia; Rodentia; Chinchillidae.
AGUGUGGGCGUGGCUAGCGGCGUGCGGCGAAUAUGGCGGAGCGCGGGAGGAAGCGGCCCGGCGGACCCUGCGGACCCGGUGAACAUGGACAGAGGGUUGAGUGGCGCAAAUGGAAACAACAGAGGAAAGAGGAGAAAAAGAAGUGGAAGGACCUCAAGCUGACCAAAAAACUGGACCGGCAACGGGCACAGGAGGAGCAGGCGCAGCGCCAGAAGGAGGAGGAGGAGGCAGCAGCCGGGAGGGAGGAGCUGGGGCGGCCCUACACCCUAAGCGUGGCCCUGCCAGGCUCCAUCCUGGACAAUGCCCAGUCGCCUGAGCUCCGCACCUACCUGGCUGGCCAGAUCGCCAGGGCCUGCGCCAUCUUCUGUGUGGACGAGAUCGUGGUAUUUGAUGAGGAAGGCCAGGAAGCCAAGUCUGUGGAGGGCGAAUUCAGGGGUGUUGGCAAGAAAGGGCAGGCGUGUGUGCAGCUGGCCCGCAUCCUGCAGUACCUGGAGUGCCCACAGUACCUGAGAAAGGCGUUCUUCCCCAAGCACCAGGACCUCCAGUUUGCAGGUCUCCUGAACCCCCUGGACAGCCCUCACCACGUGCGGCAGGACGAGGAGUCCGAGUUCCGCGAGGGCGUCGUGGUGGACCGGCCCACCCGGCCGGGCCACGGCUCCUUCGUCAACUGUGGCAUGAAAAAGGAGGUCAAGAUUGACAAGAACUUGGAGCCUGGACUUCGGGUGACCGUGAGACUGAACCAGCAGCAGCUCCCAGAAUGCAAGACCUACCGGGGCACGGUCGUGUCGUCGCAGGAGCCUCGCACCAGAGCCGGGCUCUACUGGGGCUACAGCGUGCGGCUGGCCUCCUGCCUCAGUGCUGUGUUUGCUGAGGCCCCAUUCCAGGACGGGUACGACCUGACCAUUGGGACAUCGGAGCGUGGCUCGGAGGUGGCCUCUGCCCAGUUGCCCAGCUUUCGGCAUGCCCUUGUGGUGUUCGGGGGCCUCCAAGGGCUGGAGGCUGGCGUGGACGCCGACCCCAACCUGGAGGUGUCCGAACCCAGUGUUCUCUUCGACCUGUACGUCAACACGUGCCCAGGCCAGGGCAGCCGCACCAUCCGCACAGAGGAAGCCAUCCUCAUCUCCCUGGCUGCCCUGCAGCCCAGCCUCACGCAGGCAGGCGCCCGGCCCACCUGAAGGUUCACACAGGACAUAGGCAAGCAGGCGUGCGGCCGAGCAGGGCCUCCGGCGGGUCACCUGGGACAGCCACAGCCGACUCCGCUCCAAAAAUCACCACCUUUAAUGCGCUGCAGCCCCACCCUCAGUCUCGGCCUGCGCCUCCCUUGCUGCCGGCAGUGAUGGCCUUGACGUUGCCCGCCCGUGCCAGGAUGUUGGGCACAAAGAGCAGCCCCGAGGCCCGUUCGAUGCUCUCAAUGGGCACCAGGAAGCGCUCGAGCGGGAUCGCCUCGUCCACGGGCGCAUUGGGCAUCACGUAGGAGCGGAGCUCGAUCUGCCCGCCCGCCGCCUCCAGGAUCAGCACCUUGAAGAAGUGCGUGGGCACCGCCACGUGGUUCCUGCCGAUGACCUGGUACUUCACGUAGGACUUCCCGUCGGCCUCCGUCCUGCGGGCGGACCCAGCGCUCAUGGCGGGAGCCUGGUUGGGCUCAAGGCCUCCGCCUACGGGAAUCCUGCUCUGACCUGAGCUCCGGUUCUGCCCUCCUGCCAGGCCCCCCCCUGACUUCAAGGCUCCAUGCCCUGCCUGCCCCCUCCUCAAGGCUGGGAACUGUCCAGGAUGGAGACUGACUCCCUCUGGUGCCGGCACAGCACAGCCAAAGGGCUGGCAACAAAUGCUGCUCAAAGUA